Nothoprocta perdicaria is the source of this 1661-nucleotide messenger RNA. It is a transcript of the gene SACK1F, whose product is annotated as family with sequence similarity 83 member F. Lineage: Eukaryota; Metazoa; Chordata; Aves; Tinamiformes; Tinamidae. Bases 16 to 1539 code for a protein of 507 amino acids. The record is from RefSeq and is a predicted model, not a curated record. The transcript has 5 exons.
GCGGGUGCCGGCAGCAUGGCGGAGUCCCAGGUGGUGCUCCUGGACGACCUGCACGUCAACGAGAAGGUGACGGAGGCCCAGGCGCGCUUCUACUACAGCGAGGAGCAGCGGCGGGCCCUGGAGGCGCUGGCGACGCGCGGCGAGGCGGCCUACAGGGAGACGCUGAAGAAGGAGCAGCUCCGCGACUUCCUCUCCGGCCGGGAGCUGCAGGCCCUGCGGGCCGCCUGGCGGGGCUACGACGACCCCCAGGAGGGCGGCAAAGUGGCRCGCGGGCCCGGCGGCGAGACCCUCUCGCUCGCCUACUGGCCCGAGUGCUCCGACACGGAGGUGCCGCCGCUCGACCUGGGCUGGACCGACAAGACCUUCUACCGGGGCAUCAGCCGCGUGGCCCUCUUCACGCACCCGCGCAAGGAGGAGAGCGCGCCGCACCUCAAGGAGGUGGUGCGGGACAUGAUCCAGCAGGCCCAGAAGAUUAUUGCUGUGGUCAUGGAUAUAUUUACAGAUCGGGACAUCUUCCGAGACAUUGUGGAUGCAGCAUAUAAGCGCUGGAUUCCUGUCUAUAUAAUCCUAGAUGAGGAYGGUGUGAAGCUCUUCUUAGAAAUGUGCCGAUGCCUCGAGCUCAAGGACUUGCAGAUCCGGAACAUCCGUAUUCGCUCUGUGACAGGAGUUGGGUUCUAUAUGCCAACAGGGAAGAUCAGAGGUACUCUGGCAUCCCGAUUCCUGAUGGUGGAUGGUGAAAAAGUGGCCACAGGAUCCUACAGCUUCACGUGGAGCUCAUCCCAUGUUGACAGAAACAUCCUACUCGUACUGACAGGACAGCAUGUGGAGAUGUUUGAUAUUGAGUUUCGUGAGCUCUAUGCCAUUUCAGAGGAAGUUAAUCUCUACAAAGAGCUGGGUAUUGCCAAUCCGCUCCCUCCCGGAGUGGGUAAACUGGGUCUUCAUUCCUCCACCGUGGCCCGGAAGAUCAUCAACCCCAAGUAUGGUUUAGUGGCAGGGGCGACCCGCGGCGAUAUGAUGCUCUGGGCUUCACGUCACAGGCAGGAGAACCAGGGGAAUUUGGAAAAGGAGGAAACAAGUGAGUCGAAGAAGCGGUUGAAUCAGUUCCUGAAUGAUUUAGUCACAUUGGAGCAAGAACUCCCAGAGAUUGAGCCCCCUCUGGAGAACCUGAACAAGUUAAAUAGGAGUCCUCAGAAACUGUUCUGUCGRCUCCAGGUGGACUUGAAAAAUAAAUCCAAAUCUAGAGAAUCUAUUCGUGAUAUGAAGAAGGAAGACGCCCAGCCCAACUCAAAGCAAGGGAAACGUUUUGCCAGUGGGCUUUUCAGUCGCAAGGCCAAACGGUCUCCAGGCUCGAGCAGUGAGGCCAAUUCUUUUGCCAGUGAAGGACAUUCAGGAGAAGACCUUGGGAACAUGAAACUGGAAUAUGAACGGCUCAGCAUCGGUCAYGCCAGUGUUCGGAGUGCUGGAGGCAUCUCAGGUAAUCUGGGUCCAAACUCCUCCACGAGUGAUAAAAACAAGCAGCCUACCUGUGUGUUAUCUUGAUGGAGACGGAUCGUCGGGAGAGCGGAAGACUGAACAAGCUGGAACAUCCACCUUUUGACUGAUUUUGAACCUGCAGCCAUGUCCUCCUCACACAGUGGCCUGGGAAGCCACUGUCCAGUGGC